AUGGUUCUACUACUGGGUAUUUCUGCCCAGGAAGGCUCCCAACCCAAAACUACAUUCUGUACCAGCAGUAUGUCCCCCACCACCAGCGAGACUCAAGUCUUGAAGUCGGGAAUCCACUCGGCAACAUCGACUUUCAUGACUGCGACGCCUUCCCUUACACCCAUCUCAAUCCCAACGUUCGAGAAUGAAGCCAAGUCCCCAAACCCAAACUCCGCAAUGUUAACCGCACGCGACUACCGCAGGCGGAGACGCGGGGGCCUCAAAAUUCCCACGGCUGUCUUUAUUGCGAUUCCUCUCAUCGUUGCGGCCGUCUGCUGCGGCGGAGCUGCAUGCUGUGCUAUAGCUGGUGGGAAGAGGACGCGCGCUAGGGAGUUGCAACAGCAGCAGUUGCAAGCCCAGCAGCAGAGAAAUAGUAACGGGGGUUUUGACGUUGAGGCGUUGGGGCGCCGUGGUGUCGGUGUUCGUGAGCCUCCUCGUGCGGUAACGAUUGGAGGACGAGGACGAGGGCCGCGGGAGUAUGAGAACGAGUAUUUCAAUGAGAUUGGCCAUGGCCAUGGGCGCGGGCGUGGUGAUGGUAAUGACAGGAGGGAGGAUGCGCCGCCGCCUUAUUCUGCGUUCUAA
This is a messenger RNA of Aspergillus mulundensis, 621 nucleotides long. RefSeq lists its product as uncharacterized. The record is from RefSeq and is a predicted model, not a curated record. Bases 1 to 621 code for a protein of 206 amino acids. NCBI's taxonomy places the organism in Eukaryota, Fungi, Ascomycota, Eurotiomycetes, Eurotiales, Aspergillaceae. The transcript is spliced from 2 exons.